CAAAAUAACCAGAGUUAACCCCAUAUAAAAUCACAAGUUCCACAAAAUCAUAAACACACAAAACCCUUUCUCGCCAUCUCUCUAGAAGCCUCUCUCUGUCUAUCUAAUCGCCGCCUAUCUCAUCAUCCAUCAUGCCUCGCCGAAGCUCUGGAGGAAGAUCUGCCCGCCCAGCCCCUCGUCCUGCACCAGCACGCGGCCCACCUCCCCAAACAGUUAACCAUGCUCCUCCACCAGCUCAUACUCAGAGUAGUGGUGGUGGAUCAUUGCUCGGAGGCAUUGGCUCAACCAUAGCUCAGGGCAUGGCUUUCGGUACUGGAAGUGCAGUGGCACACAGAGCUGUAGAUGCUGUGAUGGGUCCUCGCACUAUUCAACAUGAAGCCAUGGUCUCUGAGGCUGCUGCUCCCUCAGCACCCGCUGCAAGCAGUAUGGGUGGUGCUGAUGCAUGUAAUAUCCACUCCAAGGCAUUCCAAGAUUGUGUGAACAACUUUGGAAAUGACAUCAGCAAGUGCCAGUUCUACAUGGACAUGUUGGCCGAGUGCAGGAAGAACUCAGGCUCUAUGUUGAGUGCCUAAAUGUUGCCCCAUUGCUUUGCCAUGAAAUGGAGUAUUGGCUUUGAACUAAAUUUCUAUUUUGAUUUAUGUGAUGGUGAUGAAGCUAUAGUCCAUCUAUGGUACAUUUAUUAAUUUUUGUGGUGAAUUACUAGAUGCUGAGAUUCAAAUACUCGACCUUUCCAGGUUAUUAUUGAAACCUGGUUAUCUGUGUUUUGUUCCAUCUAGUGCACAUUCAUCUGAUUGAAUGCCAAUGGUUGGACUUGAAUAAUUACGAUGGACAGUGAUUCAUUGAUGUUA
Populus trichocarpa (black cottonwood) is the source of this 848-nucleotide messenger RNA. RefSeq lists its product as uncharacterized. Gene Ontology annotation, cellular component: mitochondrion; nucleus. Bases 132 to 572 code for a protein of 146 amino acids. NCBI's taxonomy places the organism in Eukaryota, Viridiplantae, Streptophyta, Magnoliopsida, Malpighiales, Salicaceae. The record is from RefSeq and is a predicted model, not a curated record. Gene Ontology annotation, biological process: mitochondrion organization. The transcript is spliced from 5 exons.